Aspergillus tubingensis is the source of this 804-nucleotide messenger RNA. Its product is annotated as peroxidase family protein. The record is from RefSeq and is a predicted model, not a curated record. Lineage: Eukaryota; Fungi; Ascomycota; Eurotiomycetes; Eurotiales; Aspergillaceae. Bases 1 to 804 code for a protein of 267 amino acids. Gene Ontology annotation, molecular function: peroxidase activity. The transcript is spliced from 4 exons.
AUGAAGACAGCAACCCUACUAUUUCUCGCGGCAGGUCUUACCCAAACGCAAGCAUUCCCAUCACAAGGAGCAGCACCGCAUCCACUACCAUGGUCCCCUCCUGGCCCUAACGAUGUACGCGCCCCCUGCCCAAUGCUCAACACCCUCGCCAACCACGGCUACCUCCCGCACAACGGCAAAAACAUCACCGAGCAACACACAAUCAACGCCCUCUACAACGCCCUCGGCAUCGACGCAGAACUCUCCGCAUUCCUCCACCAAGAAGCAGUAACCACCAACCCAACCCCCAACGCUACUACCUUCUCCUUGAAUGAUCUAAGCCGUCAUGAUAUCCUCGAGCAUGACGCCAGCUUGAGCCGCCAAGACGCCUACUUCGGCGACAACCACGACUUCAAUCAAACCAUCUUCGACGAAACCCGCUCAUACUGGACCUCCCCUAUCAUCGACGUGAAGCAGGCUGCUCUGUCUCGCCAAGCACGUGUGAAUACCUCUAUGGCUACGAAUCCGAAUUAUACCAUGUCCGAGCUGGGUGCGUCGUUCAGUUAUGGGGAGACGGCGGCGUAUAUUAUUGUUCUUGGGGAUAAGGAGAAUGGGUUGGUGAAUCGGUCGAGGGUGGAGUAUCUUUUUGAGAAUGAACGUCUUCCGCUGGAUUUAGGGUGGACUCGUGCGAAGGAGAAUAUCACCUUUGAUGAUUUGAGAACGAUGUUGAAUAGGAUUGUUAAUGCCACCGGUGGGGAGAGUGAGUUUGAUAGGGAGUUGGCGAAGAGGGGUGGGGUGCAUGUUGGGAGGUGGAGGGGGUACUAG